UACCAUCCCCAUCAACGCUGUUCGGUCUCAUCAUCGACCAUCAGCUUUUUCCAUCUCACAAUCGACUGCCUCGAUCCCGAAGUACCUUAGUCCAACCUCCGAAGCUUCCACAACCCCCCCACCAUCUCACAAUACUGCCGCCUGAAACCGCCACUCCAUCAAGAUGAAGGUCGCAGCGUCGGCCAUGCUCUUCGGAGCCGCUGUGGCAGCCGUGCCACAGCAGCAGCAACCGCUCGUGCAGGUUCCAGCGGCUGUUCAGGAUGCUUUCAAGGCUGCCACCGACAAGGCAUCGUCUUGGAGCAAGCCAUUGGACAAGCUCAACCACGAGCUGAAGCAUCUCACCGAUGAAGCUCGACAGACCUGGGACGAGGUCGCCAUGAUGUUUCCAGAAGCCAUGAGCAAGGCAUCCUUCUUCAGCACGCCAAAGAAGCACACUCGCAAGGAGAAGAGCGAGUGGGAUUUCUACACCUCUGGCAAGGAGACUGAGGAGAUGUACGUUGUCAACUCCGAGGGAAAGAAGGAGCGUGAGCUUGAUGGCGAUCUCGAGAACUUCAACCUUCGCACCAAGAAGGUCGACCCUGCGAGCCUCGGUGUGGACAAGGUGAAGCAAUACUCCGGAUACUUGGACAACGAGGAGGACGACAAGCAUCUCUUCUACUGGUUCUUCGAGUCUCGCAACGACCCCAAGAAUGACCCUGUGGUUCUCUGGUUGAACGGAGGCCCAGGAUGCUCUUCUCUCACCGGCCUCUUCAUGGAGUUGGGACCCUCCUCCAUCGACAAGAACGGCAAGACCGUCUUCAACCCCAGCAGUUGGAACGCCAACGCUUCCGUCAUCUUCCUCGAUCAGCCUGUCAACGUCGGAUACAGCUACUCUGGUAGCGCUGUUUCCAACACCGUGGCCGCUGGCAAGGAUGUUUACGCUCUCUUGACUCUCUUCUUCAAGCAAUUCCCAGAGUACGCCAAGCAGGACUUUCACAUUUCAGGCGAGUCGUACGCUGGCCACUACAUCCCAGUGUUCGCGUCUGAGAUUCUUUCUCACAAGAAGCGUAACAUCAACCUUCAAUCCGUCCUGAUCGGCAACGGUCUCACCGACGGUCUUACUCAGUACGAGUACUACCGCCCAAUGGCCUGCGGUGAUGGUGGCUGGCCCGCGGUCGUCGAUGAGCAGACUUGCACUAGCAUGGACAACUCCCUCGACCGCUGCCAGAGCCUGAUCCAGAAGUGCUACGACUCCGAGUCCGUCUGGUCUUGCGUUCCCGCCAGCAUCUACUGCAACAACGCCCUCAUCGGCCCAUACCAGCGCACUGGUCAGAACGUCUACGAUGUUCGUGAGAAGUGCAAGGGCGGCAGCUUGUGCUACGACGAGCUCGACUGGAUUCAAGAGUACCUCAACCGUGACUCUGUCAUGAAGGCCCUGGGCGCCGAGGUCAGCAAGUACGAUUCCUGCAACUUCGACAUCAACCGCAACUUCUUGUUCAACGGCGACUGGAUGCAGCCAUACCACCGCUUGGUGCCGGAUAUCCUCAAGGAGAUCCCAGUCCUCAUCUAUGCUGGUGACGCUGAUUACAUCUGCAACUGGCUCGGAAACCUUGCUUGGACCAACGCCCUUGAGUGGCCAGGCCAAAAGGCGUACGCAAAGGCGCCGAUGAAGGAUCUCACUCUUACUCAAAGCAAGAACAAGAUUGGUUCCGUCAAGUCAUCGGGCAACUUCACCUUUGUCCGCAUCCACGCCGCUGGCCACAUGGUUCCGUACAACCAGCCUGAGGCGUCUCUGGACAUGGUCAACCGCUGGUUGGGCGGUGAGUGGUUUUAGACGGGGGAAGCCUGAUCGAAGCAUGAUAGAAUGUAUCUAUAAAGGUCGAUAUAGGAUGGAAU
Zymoseptoria tritici IPO323 is the source of this 1875-nucleotide messenger RNA. RefSeq names its product cpy like protein carboxypeptidase. Gene Ontology annotation, molecular function: serine-type carboxypeptidase activity. Gene Ontology annotation, biological process: proteolysis. Lineage: Eukaryota; Fungi; Ascomycota; Dothideomycetes; Mycosphaerellales; Mycosphaerellaceae. The record is from RefSeq and is a predicted model, not a curated record. Gene Ontology annotation, cellular component: fungal-type vacuole. The coding region runs from base 164 to 1813 and encodes 549 amino acids. The transcript has 2 exons.